Linderina pennispora is the source of this 1050-nucleotide messenger RNA. Its product is annotated as trypsin-like serine protease. Lineage: Eukaryota; Fungi; Kickxellomycota; Kickxellomycetes; Kickxellales; Kickxellaceae. Gene Ontology annotation, biological process: proteolysis. The transcript has a single exon. The record is from RefSeq and is a predicted model, not a curated record. Gene Ontology annotation, molecular function: serine-type endopeptidase activity. The coding region runs from base 25 to 960 and encodes 311 amino acids.
GUUCCUUUAAAAGUGUUGGUAUAUAUGAAGAUUACUCUUCCAAUCUUCUUUGGCUCAGUACUGGCUCAACCUUCCUUUGCCCCAGAGGGAGGUAGUCGUGUUACUAAUGGUACUAAUACCCCACAAGGAACAGCACCAUGGGCUGUUAUUCUAUAUGGUUGGCAAACUAAUUCAGCAUCUUAUAGUCAAUGUACUGGUGCAAUAUUAGAUAACACCACAAUUCUAGUAGCUGCCCAUUGCAUCCAUAAUCCAGAAACAGGUAUUAUAACUCCACCAAGUCAAAUGACUAUUGGCUAUAACUCAGUUAAUGAAUAUAAACAGAAGCAUGUGAAUGUUAGCCAAACAUUUGUGCACCCUCUAUUUAACCUUUGGUCUAUUGAGAAUGAUAUAGGAGUACUUAAACUUGCAUGGGCAAUUACAUUAACUCCAGGGUAUGCUGAGGCACUUACUAUCUAUGAUGGUACUAUUGAUCCACACCAGGCAAUUGAUGUCUAUGGCUGGGGUGUUGAGGAUGCUAAUUCAGAGGACACACCAUCAUAUCUGCAGCAUGGAACUGUUUAUACAGGUAUAAUUGAUGAUUGCCAGGCUGCAAACUCUGACUUUACAGAUAAUAAUGGUGAGCAGAUAUGUAUUGAGUAUAUAUAUAGUCCAGGAGUAGGUACUUGCUAUGGUGAUAGUGGUGGUAGUACUACUAUUAAUAUAAAUGGCAUACCAUAUGGUGCAGGUAUUGUUAGUUAUAAUCAGUAUAUGAGCCUUCCACCUAACCAGUGUGCAACCCCAGGUGACUAUAGCUUCUAUACUCAUACCUUUUAUUACCUCUUAUGGAUUCAGAAAGUUGCAGGAGUAGCAUAUAUAACUGGACCUUAUGGAAAUGGUGUGCUUAAGCCUCCCCCAUCAUCUAGCUCUUCUUCCCCUACACCCACAUCAACUAGUUACUGCCUAUUCUUUAUUUGUUUUUAGUUAUACCCAGUGGUAGUAUUUAUAGCAAUUACCUCUUAUUAUGAAAAAUGAUAGUAGAUUAUUAGCAACUAGCUGAUGCAAUAAAUUCGC